Molecule: messenger RNA, 2221 nt
Organism: Heterocephalus glaber (naked mole-rat)
Lineage: Eukaryota; Metazoa; Chordata; Mammalia; Rodentia; Bathyergidae
Gene: Smpd1
Product: sphingomyelin phosphodiesterase 1
Biological process (GO): sphingomyelin catabolic process; ceramide biosynthetic process
Cellular component (GO): lysosome
Molecular function (GO): acid sphingomyelin phosphodiesterase activity
Source: RefSeq, a predicted model, not a curated record
AUGCCCCCCAACGGAGCGUCGCCUGGCCAGGGCCACCCCAGCUCCGGCUGGGAGCAGGGACUGGAGAGACCCGCCGGGGCCCCCAGGCUGGGACGCCUGUGGCUUGGCCUGGGCCUGUUGCUGGUGCUGGCUCCCCCUGACCCCAUGGUUCUCAGGGCCCCGGCUAGAGCUCAUCCUCUUCCUGCCCAGAACUACCCUGGCAGGUUCAGGGGCAUCAUGCCCCAGCUCCGGGCUGCCUUUGGGUGGUGGAACCUCACUUGUCCAGUCUGCAAAGGCCUGUUCACCGCCAUCGACUUUGGGCUGAAGAAGGAGCCCAACGUGGAGCGGGUGGGCUCCAUCGCCACCAAGCUGUGCAAGCUGCUGAAGAUAGCACCCCCCAAUGUGUGCCAGUCGGCUGUCCAUCUUUUUGAAGAUGACAUGAUCGAAGUAUGGACUCACUCGGUGCUGAGCCCAUCUGAGGCCUGUGGCUUGCUCCUGGGCUCCAGCUGUGGGAACUGGGACAUCUUCUCAUCCUGGAAUAUCACUCUGCCAGCAGUGCCAAAGCCGGCCCCCAAGCCACCCAGCCCCCCAGCCCCCGGUGCCCCCGUGAGCCGCAUCCUCUUCCUCACUGACCUGCACUGGGAUCAUGAUUAUCUGGAGGGCACAGACCCUGACUGUGUGGACCCACUGUGCUGCCGCCAGGGCUCUGGCCGGGCCCCCACCCCGCCAGGUGCUGGGUAUUGGGGCGAGUACAGCAAGUGUGACCUGCCGCUUCGGACCCUGGAGAGCAUGUUGAGUGGGCUGGGCGUGGCCGGCCCUUUUGAUAUGGUGUACUGGACAGGAGACAUCCCUGCCCACAAUGUCUGGCAACAGUCUCGCAAGGAUCAGCUGCGCGCCCUGAACACCAUCACAGACCUCGUGAAGAAGUUCCUAGGCCCACUGCCGGUCUACCCUGCCGUGGGCAACCAUGAGAGCACUCCCGUCAAUAGCUUCCCUCCGCCCUUCAUAAAGGGCAACCACUCCUCCAACUGGCUCUAUGAGGCCAUGGCCAAGACAUGGGAGCCCUGGCUGCCUGCUGAAGCCCUUCAAACCCUCAGAAUUGGGGGAUUCUAUGCCCUUUCCCCACGCCCUGGCCUCCGCCUCAUCUCUCUCAAUAUGAAUUUUUGUUCCCGUGAGAACUUCUGGUUCUUGAUCAACUCCACAGACCCUGCUGGACAGCUCCAGUGGCUCAUCGGGGAGCUUCAGGCUGCUGAGGACCAAGGAGACAAAGUGCAUAUCAUUGGUCACAUUCCCCCGGGGCACUGCCUGAAGAGCUGGAGCUGGAAUUAUUACCGAAUUGUGUCCAGGUAUGAGAACACGCUGGCUGGUCAGUUCUUCGGCCACACACAUGUGGAUGAGUUUGAGAUCUUUUAUGAUGAGGAGACUCUGAACCGGCCUCUGUCUGUAGCUUUCCUGGCACCCAGCGCUACCACCUACAUUGGCCUUAACCCUGGUUACCGGGUCUACCAAAUCGAUGGAAACUACCCUGGGAGCUCUCACGUGGUCCUGGACCAUGAGACCUACAUCCUGAACCUGACCCAGGCAAAUGUGCGAGGAGCCACGCCGCACUGGCAGCGCCUCUACAGGGCUCGAGAAACCUAUGGGCUGCCCGACGCGCUGCCUGCCGCCUGGCACAACCUGGUAUACCGCAUGCGGGACGACGUGCGGCUAUUCCAGAUCUUCUGGUUUCUCUACCAUAAAGGCCACCCACCCUCGGAGCCCUGCGGCACGCCCUGCCGGCUCGCCGUUCUGUGCGCCCAGCUCUCCGCCCGCGCUGACAGCCCUGCUCUCUGCCGCCACCUGGUGCCCAGAGAGUCUCUCCCGGAGGUCCAGCGCUUGUCGCCAAGGCCCCUAUUCUGCUAGGACCUCAGAGCCCAGAGUAGCAAUGCUCAUGUCCUAGGAAAGCAGCAAAAGCGCACCGUGAUGCUGCGAUCCAACCAGGGAAUAACAUCAUGUGGAAGAGCCCAUCCUCAGGCCCCAAGUCUGCAGGAAAACAGGACCUUCCUUCUUGGAGCCAGGCUGGCUGCAUUUGGGAGAGGGCUUGGUGCUCUGUGCCCGGGACAGAGACUGCUGUCCUCUCACAGCCAUGGAGUUGAGGCUGAAGUGCCCUGGACAGCCAGACAGGAGCUGUCGCCGAGGUCAAUGCUGCUGCUACCUGAUCUGCCAGGCUGAUAAAAUAAAGAUAAGAGACUUGGACUCCAGA